AUGAUAAAUCACCUCAUGUCAGGUAGAGGCUCCUCAGUCGACAUGCACGAUUCCUCGUUAGGCUUGAUGCAGUUCCAUGAUCACCACCAGUACAUGUACGGCAGCAGCACCGGCCCUUUCUUGCCUCAACACCACGGCUUCAUCCACCCCGGGGACGAUCGCUGCACCGGCAAGGUCGUUCCUGCGUUGGUCGAGCAAGCCACGGCCGGAGUCGCCGAGGAGGUGGAGUUCGACGCGUGCAAGGAGGGGGGAGGCGACGUCGCGGUGGUGGGUCAAGAGAGGCAGCAGCAUGAUCAGGACGCGCCGAAGCCGGGCGAGGAGGAGAAGGAGGCCCAGGGCGUGCGGAUGAUCGCGCUGCUCAUGGAGUGCGCCGUGGCCAUGUCGGUGGGCAACCUCGCCGACGCCAACGGGACGCUCCUCGAGCUGUCGCAGAUGGCCUCCCCCUACGCGCCGUCCUGCGGCGAGCGCCUCGUGGCCUACUUCGCCAGGGCCAUGGCGGCGCGGCUCAUGAGCUCCUGGGUCGGCGUCUGCGCGCCCGUGCACCCGUCCUCCGCCUCCUCCUGGUCCGGCGUCCACGCCGCGUUCCGGGCCUUCCACAACGUCGCGCCGUUCGCGAGGUGCGCCUACCUGGCGUGCAACCAGGCCAUCCUGGAGGCGUUCCGCGGCAAGCGCCUGGUCCACGUCGUCGACCUCGACGUCGUGCCGGGCGGCGCGCUGCAGUGGCUCUCGCUGCUCUCCGCGCUCGCGGCCCGGCCCGGUGGCCCGCCGGUGCUCCGCGUCACGGGCUUCGGCGUCUCGGCGUCGGCGCUGCACGACGCCGGCACCCAGCUCGCCGGGCUGGCCACCAAGCUGGGCAUGCCGUUCGAGUUCUACGCCGUCGCGAAGCGCCCCGGAGACGUCGUCGACGCCGUGGCCGACCUGCCGAGCAGGAGGCCCGGCGAGGUCGUCGCCGUGCACUGGCUCCGUCACGCCCUGUACGACGCGGCCGGGGACGACGUUGUCACGAUGCGUCUGGUGCGGUGGCUCGAGCCUAAGGUGGUCACGCUGGUGGAGCAGGAGAGGGGGCCUGCCGGCGGUGACGGCGGCCAGUUCCUGGACCGCUUCGUCGCCGCGCUGCACCACUACUCGGCGGUGUUCGACGCCCUAGGCGCCGCGCGGCCGGCCGACGGCGACGCCAGCAGGCACCUGGUAGAGAACGGCGUCCUGGGCAGGGAAAUCGGGAACGUGCUGGCGGUUGCCGGGCCGACGAGGAGCGGGCGGGAGAUGUUCGGAAGCUGGCAGGUGGAGCUCGCACGAAAUGGUUUCCUGCGCGCCGGCGCCGUUGGGCGCGCGCAGGUGCUCGCCGGUGCGUGCCCGGCGGGGCUGGGCUACACGGUGGCGGAUGACCAUGACGGCACGGUGCGGCUGGGGUGGAAGGGCACCCCACUCUACGCCGUCUCGACGUGGACGUGCUGCACCACGGCCCAUGCACGAGCUUAA
This is a messenger RNA of Triticum turgidum subsp. durum (durum wheat), 1479 nucleotides long. NCBI's taxonomy places the organism in Eukaryota, Viridiplantae, Streptophyta, Magnoliopsida, Poales, Poaceae. The record is from the annotation of a GenBank genome assembly.